Dryobates pubescens (Downy woodpecker) is the source of this 3784-nucleotide messenger RNA. RefSeq names its product G protein signaling modulator 1 (gene GPSM1). Gene Ontology annotation, molecular function: GTPase regulator activity; protein binding. NCBI's taxonomy places the organism in Eukaryota, Metazoa, Chordata, Aves, Piciformes, Picidae. The coding region runs from base 81 to 1901 and encodes 606 amino acids. The record is from RefSeq and is a predicted model, not a curated record. The transcript is spliced from 13 exons.
UCCCGCCGCUGCCAUACUCCGCUGCCCGGUGCCGGGCUGCAGCCGCGGCGGGCGGCUUGGCGGGCCCGCUGCCUGUGCCCAUGGCGUGUCUGCCCGCCGGGGACAGCCCGGGCUCCGCUGCCCGCCGGCUCUACUCGAGAAUGGAGGCAUCCUGCCUGGAACUGGCCCUGGAAGGAGAGCGCCUGUGCAAGGCUGGGGACUUCAAAGCUGGGGCAGCCUUCUUCGAAGCAGCUGUGCAGGUGGGGACAGAGGACCUGAAGACUCUCAGUGCCAUCUACAGUCAGUUGGGCAAUGCCUAUUUCUACCUAAAGGAGUACUCCAAGGCCCUGGAGUACCAUAAACAUGACCUUACUCUGGCCAGAACCAUUGGGGACCGCAUUGGAGAAGCCAAGGCAAGUGGCAACCUUGGGAAUACACUGAAAAUCCUUGGGCAGUUUGAUGAAGCUGUUGUUUGUUGCCAGAGGCACUUGGACAUUUCUCAGGAGCAGGGAGACAAGAUUGGUGAAGCCAGAGCCCUUUACAAUAUAGGAAAUGUUUACCAUGCAAAGGGAAAGCACUUGUCUUGGAACAUGGCCCAAGACCCAGGCUACCUGCCUCAAGAGGUCAAGGAGACGCUACAGAAAGCUUCAGAGUAUUAUGAGAGGAAUCUGUCCCUGGUGAAGGAGCUGGGGGACCGAGCUGCACAGGGCCGUGCUUAUGGCAACCUCGGCAACACUCAGUACUUACUUGGCAACUUCAGUGAAGCUAUAGCCUUCCACAAGGAGCGCCUUGCUAUUGCUAAGGAGUUUGGGGACAAGGCGGCCGAGCGGCGAGCGUACAGCAACCUGGGCAAUGCACACAUCUUCCUCGGGAGGUUUGACAUCUCUGCUGAGUACUACAAGAAAACACUCCAGCUCUCCAGACAACUCAAAGACCAAGCAGUAGAAGCCCAGGCUUGCUACAGUCUUGGAAACACAUACACACUGCUUCAAGACUAUGAAAGGGCCAUUGAGUACCACCUGAAACACCUGGUGAUAGCACAGGAGCUGGGAGACAGGGUGGGAGAAGGAAGAGCCUGCUGGAGUCUCGGAAAUGCCUAUGACUCUCUGGGGAGCCAUGAGCAAGCUUUGCACUUUGCAAGGAAACAUCUUGAAAUCUCCCAAGAGAUCGGGGACCGGAACGGUGAGCUGACAGCGCAGGUCAACAUGGCCCAGCUCAGGUCAGCCCUUGGCUUGGGCCCUGGCGAUGAGGACAUGGGCACAGCUCAUCACUACUCUGGCUAUGAAGCACAAGGAGCCAGGCCAAAGAGACUCCAAAGGAACAGCAUGGACAGCUUAGACCUCAUGAAGUUCCCUUCUGAAAAGAAAAUCAACAGGACCCCUUCGGAUGAGGAAUGCUUCUUUGACCUGCUGAGCAAGUUCCAGAGCAACCGGAUGGACGACCAGCGCUGCCCGCUGGAGGAGUGCCCAGCCGAGGCUGCCGAGGCAGCUGCCACGCCGCUGCCGGCCCUGGAGGAGCGGAUACCUCAGUCCUCCCUGAUGGCGUCUCCGCAGACCGAGGAGUUCUUCGACCUGAUCGCCAGCUCGCAGAGCCGGCGGCUGGACGACCAGCGCGCCAGCGUGGGCAGCCUGCCCGGCCUGCGCAUCACGCACAACAACCUGGGGCACCUGCGCGUGGAGGGCGACGCCCAGGAGCCCGGCGACGACUUCUUCAACAUGCUCAUGAAGUGCCAGUCCUCCAGGAUAGAUGACCAGCGCUGCGCGCCGCCGGACUCCAUCCCCCGCGGCCCGACCAUGCCGGACGAAGACUUCUUCAGCCUCAUCCAGCGCGUCCAGGCCAAGCGCAUGGACGAGCAGAGGGUAGACUUGGCCUCAGCCCAGGAGGAAGCAGCAGAGGAGCAGCAGGGGCCUGGUUCCAGCUAAGAACUGGGGCUUGGCUCGGGGGGGUGGUUUUGGUUUCCUUUUGUUGUUGUUUUUUCAAGAGUAAGCCCAAGGGCAGGGUGGCUUCGAGCCCCAGCUCCUGCGCUGCCACCGACUCGGCCCAGGAGCUGCAGCUCCCUGGUGCUGCAGCUGGCUGCUGGAGGCAGUGGCAGAAGGAGGCUCAAGGCUGGGGACAGUUUCUAAAGGAGAGGUUUUUCAGGACCUGUGGCCAUGGUGCCGCUGGGCACAGCAGGAGGGCAGAGCUGGGCAGCCCUUUGCUUAGCCAGGGCCUCCUGCUGGCGGCCAGAGGAGGAGCCCAGCGUGGACACUUAACCCCAGCCCUGCUGUCUUGUAUCUCUACAACACUUCUAUUGGACUGGGGAAAGAGAAGAGCACCUUUUCCAGGGUGAAGUCCUUCUGUCUUUCCUGUAUCCUGAGGUGACCCACAGUGCUCUGGCUCCUUGCCUCCAAUGUCCUGCUCAGCUUUGCUCUUUCUCCAGGAGGACAUGAGCCCCACUCUGAGGCUACACCUGUGCUUUUAAACCUCCCCCAGCUCUGGUCAUGGUCCCACAGACCUUAAAGCUUACUUUAGGUUUGCUGGGGGCUGCAGGGAGCCCUGUGACACCCCCUGUGCUUCCCCAGCCCCAGAGCUGUACCAGGCCCUCCUGUGCAGCACAGCCCUGAGCUUCAGGGGGCUUUGUCACUGCAGGAGAACAGCACAGCACAGCUUCAGCCUCCAAUGAGGCCUGAAAGGCCGCUGCUAGCUGCACAGCCUGAGCUGCAGGCCCAAGAGAGGGGGCCCUGAGCCUGGCAGAGGAGGGAGGAGGUCUCUGCCCAUCUGCUCAGCAGAUGUGGGCAAAGCUACAAUUCUGGUGCCCCUGAGCCAGCAGCCUCGUGCAGGUGAGUGUGCCCAAGGCAGAAGCCUGCACUUGGCAAUGACCCACAAAGUUUUUUGGGCACAAGCAGAAACAUCCCCUCCUGUGUCUACAGCAGCCAGGGGUACCAGCCCUUCCCUUCCCAAACCUGGGCUGAGCUCCUCCUGCUCCCCUGCUGCUCUUGGCCAGGUGCUUGGGUUCUUCCUGAUGUGUCUCAAAUAAAUGGAGCCCCAGAAGGGGCUCACCUGCAGCCUGGGUGCUGGCUGGGAACUCAGCUCCACCCUACAGUCACUUCCAUUCCUUCCCCCUUUGGGACAGUUGGAGGAACAAGCCCAGGGAGGAGAAGAGCAGCAAUCUGCCUUUGGGAGGUGGAGUAAUUCUUCUUUGCUUGACCAGAUCUUGGCUUUCAGAAACUGCAGCCUGAGUUCUGCCAAAGCAGACUGUGUUCCUCUAGAGAACAAAUCAGCACUUUCUAUUUGAAAUGCAUUUGAUGGAAACAUUUCCAACCAGCAGGAAGAUUUUUAGACCAGUGAUGCUGCUCAUCAGGCCUUUACCCUGCCUGCACUGCCCGUGGGGAGGGGUAGCCACGUUCUACCUGCUGCCAGGGAGCACUCACCUCUGACACUGCUGCAGGGACUGGCACUGCGUGGCCAAGGCUCAGCCUCUGCCCUGCACCUCCUCAGAGCUCUGGAGAAGCGACAGGACCUGCUCAGCCACCUCCAUGCUGACCCAGCUUGUGUUUGUGAAGAGGAGGAGAACACUGAAGAUGAAGAUGAGCAGCUGCAGGCUUGGGCCUGGGCAGCCCUCAGCCAGGUGGUGAAGUGGAAGAGUGAGCAGGGAGCAUGGGGGGUGUUCAUUCUUUGCCAUAUACUUGAAGGGCCCAGCUUAUUUAUUUUUCACAUGUGCAUUUGCUCAUGUUCCUCUCUGGGGGCAUUUCCCACCCACAGGUACUUUUGUUUUCUAAACAAUAAUCUGCCAAAUGAAUUAAUAUAUUAGAGAUGAACACAGAGC